Molecule: messenger RNA, 1302 nt
Organism: Lutzomyia longipalpis
Lineage: Eukaryota; Metazoa; Arthropoda; Insecta; Diptera; Psychodidae
Product: dnaJ homolog subfamily C member 25 homolog
Exons: 1
Coding region: 169-1179 (336 amino acids)
Biological process (GO): protein folding
Cellular component (GO): endoplasmic reticulum membrane
Source: RefSeq, a predicted model, not a curated record
AAGUUGAAUUAGUGCCACCAAAACAGCUGACGAAGUUCCCUGGACGUCCGGUAUGAAGCACAAAAAGUGGCAAUUUUGGCUGGAAAUACCGUGAAAAUUGAGGCAAAAGUAUACGCAUUGGACGUGGCAGUUUAGUAGGUGGCCCAGGGAGUUGGUUGUGAGAUCGAGAUGUGGCUGCUAAAGUGGAUUUUUGGUGUUUGUCUCCUCCUCGUGGCAGCGGAGGCACGUCUGCUGGAGGGAUUGUACUGUGGCAAAGAGAACUGCUACGAUGUCCUCAACGUUACGCGGGAUGCAUCAAAGCAGGAAAUUGCCAAGAACUACAGGCAAUUGGCAAAGAAGUACCAUCCAGACUUGCAUCGGGAGGAAGAGGCAAAGAAGGAGGCGUCCGAGAAGUUCAAAGCAAUUGCCACGGCGUAUGAAAUUCUACGAGAUGACGGUGCCCGGACGGACUAUGACUACAUGCUGGACAAUCCACAUGAGUACUAUGCUCACUACUAUCGCUACUACCGGAGGCGCGUGGCCCCCAAGGUGGAUGUCAGGCUGGUUAUUUUCGUGACAAUCACCGUAAUCUCACUCAUCCAGUACUUUAGCUGGUGGCAGAGAUACGAAUCGGCAAUAAAGUAUUUCAUGACUGUGCCAAAGUACCGGCAUAAGGCCAUGGAGAUUGCACAGCAGCAGCAGGAUGGUAGUCGCAAUGCUGGGAAAAAGACUGGGAAGCAGCGUCUCUCCAAGACAGAACAAAAAGAAGAAGCAGACAAACUCAUUCGGAAGAUAAUUGAGGAGAACAUGGACAUCCAGGGUGCCUAUGCUAAGCCAAGUAUUUGGGAUGUCCUGUGGGUGCAGCUCAUCAUAUCACCGUACACCAUCACAAAGUGGGUGGUGUGGAAUAUUCGUUGGUUCUGGAAAUUCAUCAUCCUCCGCCAACCGUAUGGGGAUGAGGAGAAGUAUUUCAUCAUAAGGAAGUACAUGAAAAUGGGUCAGCACAAAUUCAAUGCCAUCGAUGAUGUCACAAAGAAGGAGUAUCUGGACUUGGAGCUCUGGAAGCGCGAUAACUUCAAUCAGUGGAAGUUUGAGCAGGAGGAAGCAAUGAAGAAAGAACUUGCCCAGAAGGCCUCCUACCGUUCCAUAAGGCGAUACAUGAAAUCGCACGGUCCCGGAAGAAUAACAUUCGAAGACUAAUUUUCCAUGUGCCCUCAAUUUUUUUUAAAUAUAAAUCGCACCUGUUUCCUUAAUUUAUAAACACUCUCCAGUUAUUUGCUGGAGUGAUAAAUACAUGAAAGAGUUUAUCGUUUGGAAAACGAA